AUGAAUGAUACAAAAACAAUUCGAAAUCAAAUAUUUGAGGAUCGGAGUAUUUAUGCGGAUAAUUACUACGAGACUCUCGAAAGAUCAGCUGGCACGAAUUCUUUUAAUCUAGAAUAUGGAGCAGCUUCCACAGCGGUACGCUGUGCUACUACUUUACUAAUAAAAGCUGGUUAUAUCCUAAUACAAACUGCAUGUAUACCAACCUGGAAUGUAUACUCUUUAAUAUAUUUUAAUCUAGUAGAUUUCGUAAGUGCAACAUUUGGAUUUCUUUGCAUUGGAUUCUUUCUUUCAUUUGGUAAGAAGAAAACAAUAUUUGCAAAGGAACCAGACUAUGAUGAAGCCGUUUUAGGUUGGUGUGUAGCUGUAUUUUCAUCCACUAUUGUAACAGUUUUAUUAGCUGGACGCUUAACAAAAACAGCGUUUUUUAUUGUCACUACCGUUCUAAAUUGGUUAAUUGCACCUCUGUUCUUUUAUUUUAUUUAUUCAGAACAAGGAGUCAUGUAUAAACAAACGCUUAUGGACGUUACAGUUUCAGUGAAAGAUUAUGGAGGCUGUUUGUUGAUUCAUGUUAUUGGUAGUUUAAUUGGUUUAAUUGGUAUCCUAUUUCUUGGUAGAAGAGUUAUGCGUUUAAAAGAAAUAUAUGAAUGUUCAAUGGGACCUGAUGCACCUGGAUUGGCUGUUGCGGGCUAUUUUUUCAUAAUGAUUGGAAUGACAUUUCUUAAUGUACCGUCACGGUCUUACGAACAAACCCAUCUUCCACAAGACUAUACAGGUUUAAUAUUAGUUAAUAACUUGUUUGCGGCUGUUGGAAGUAUGACAAUUGUUAUAAUUUUUGGUUUAUAUUAUCAGACGUAUAUUAGUUACUGGUUUCUUUUACGAAUUAUUCAAGCUGGACUCGCUGGAAUGGUUAUGAUUAGCGCUGGGCAGGAUGUUUUUACACCACUUUCAACGUUAGGAACUAGUGUCUUGGCAGGGAUAACCUUUUAUUGGGGAGCCCAGUUCGCAUAUUUCUCUGCAUUUGAAGAUUACUGUAAUAUCGUAGCAAUACAUUUGAUACCCGGUUUUAUUGGCAUGAUUUUGCCGGGACUGUAUGCAUCAACUGAUAAUAUGGGGUUUGGUACUGUAGAGGCUGUUGUUGCGAUUGCUCAUCUGUUAUGGCAAAUAAUAUGUUUAAUAAUAGCCCUAGUAAUUGUUAUAAGUGCAUAUUCUGCAAUAUUUUUUAUAUUACGCUAUUGUUCCUGCCUACGCAAUUCUAUGGAAGAGAUACAAUAUAAUCGAGCCUUAAGAAUUCAAAAACACACUUCUCGCCGUAAGUUUUAUCAGCGAAUUUUUCCACCAAAACCUACAUCCAUUGCUUUACUGCCUGGUUAUGAUUCAAAACAAAUUUUUAAGAAUCAACGUCUCGAGAAUCCUCAUGAAAUGAAUGACAGACUUAUGCCGAAUAAUGUUUCGAUGUUUGCAAAAUCAAUGACAAAAAAUCCAUUUCAAAAUGAAUUCGAAGAACCACAUAAAAAAAAAUUUGUGAAUUUUUUCGAGAAUCCUGAUGUUAUUGAGAAAAGUAUUGAACCUGAAUUUCUUUCACUGAGAACAAGGUUUACUACAGCUAAAUCAAGCAGUGAACCUUUGUUGGACAUUCAACCGCUACCAACCAUCAUUCGUCGACGAUGUUCUACAACGGGAAUUUUAGAUAAAUCAUUGCUAAAACAACGUAAAUUUAUACAAAGGCCGUGGAAUAUUCAUCAAAAGGUCCGAUUGUAUGAUCUAAAAAAAACCGAAAAACGAUGUAACAUUGCUUUAGGAAAUAUUGAGAAAUGCCAUACAAUGGAACCUAUAACGAAUGACGAUCACUACUCAGUUGAAGUAAUAAAUUUAAAUGAUGAAACUGUGAAAAUAAUUAAAAGUCCAAUAAAUAUAGAUGAUUAUUAUGACAGUAUUUCAGAAUCUGAAAUAUAA
Chrysoperla carnea is the source of this 1953-nucleotide messenger RNA. RefSeq names its product putative ammonium transporter 1. The coding region runs from base 1 to 1953 and encodes 650 amino acids. Lineage: Eukaryota; Metazoa; Arthropoda; Insecta; Neuroptera; Chrysopidae. The record is from RefSeq and is a predicted model, not a curated record. Gene Ontology annotation, biological process: ammonium homeostasis; ammonium transmembrane transport. Gene Ontology annotation, cellular component: membrane. Gene Ontology annotation, molecular function: ammonium channel activity. The transcript is spliced from 2 exons.